AUGUCUCGCCUGCUGUUGUUCUGUCCUUCCCUCCUCCACCACCACGUCGUCCUCUUCUUGAAGCCUGGCAGUCGCCUCACCCACUCAGGACAGCCACGCCACCGAGUUCUGUCGCCCACGGAAUCGGUUGUUGGAAUUGCCGUGUUUUUUACGACCUUUUUCACCCCUGCUGCAUAUGUGCUAACCAAUCUGAACCAGUUCAAAGGACAGUAG
Molecule: messenger RNA, 213 nt
Organism: Chionomys nivalis (European snow vole)
Lineage: Eukaryota; Metazoa; Chordata; Mammalia; Rodentia; Cricetidae
Product: cytochrome c oxidase subunit 8C, mitochondrial
Exons: 2
Coding region: 1-213 (70 amino acids)
Biological process (GO): mitochondrial electron transport, cytochrome c to oxygen
Cellular component (GO): mitochondrion
Source: RefSeq, a predicted model, not a curated record